AUGCCGGCAGCAUUAUAUGUAUUAGUUUCAGUUGUGAUUGCUUUAUUGUUAAUAACAAUAGGAUCUCUUACAAUUGCAAGUUUGGGUCGACUUAAUACAGAUCAAAUUGCAAUUUCAUAUAAUACAAUUUCAAAAAAACUUGGUCGAAAUGUUCAAGCAGCUGGAUUACAUUUGAAUGCACCAGGCUUUAAAUUUAUUAUAUUUCCAAGUGUAUUUACAUCAAUGGAAUUUGAUGAUAUAUCAUGUCUUAAUCGAGAUGGUGUCUCGAUUAGUCUUGAUUGUACUUUACAAUUUCAAGCUGAUCCAAAUCAUUUAUAUGAUAUUAUUGUACAAUUCAAAGAUUUUGAAGGAUAUAAAAAAAUUCUUUAUGCUACUGGCCGAGCAGCUGUUCAUGACACUUGUGCACAUUUUAAUACAACUGCAUUCCAAAGUAUGAGAGGCUAUUUUCAAGUUAAAUUACUCGAAGAAAUGAAAAAUACAUUCAGUCCAUUUUAUGCAAUUCUUCGAGAUUUACAAGUAAAUAAUGUUCGUCGACCAGGAGAUUUUGAAACAGCUGUUAAAGAUAAAGAAGCAGCAAAAGAAAAUAUUAAAAUUGCUGAAAAUGAACGACCAAAAUUAUUAACACAAGCUCGUACAGAAUAUCAAAAAGCAUUAAAACAAGCUCAAAUAAUCAAUGAACGUGCUGAAACAGAUAGUAGUAUUAUUUUAAAUCAAGCUGAUGCUGAAGCUCAAGCUGUUCGAGCACGAUAUUCAACGGAAACUGAUACAUUUGUAUCAUUGAAAAAUAAAAUGCGACUCAGUGUUGAGUCACUUUUAAAUUAUAUGGCUAUACGAGUCAUCGGCUCAUCGAAGAAUGAUGUUUAUAUUAAUAUGAAGUCUCCAGCACAAGUUAAAUAUGAUCUAUAA
Molecule: messenger RNA, 906 nt
Organism: Rotaria sordida
Lineage: Eukaryota; Metazoa; Rotifera; Eurotatoria; Philodinida; Philodinidae
Source: the annotation of a GenBank genome assembly